AUGAAAAAGUACUACCUGGUAAGGCAGAAAUUGGAGGUGCUUUUGGAUGCUGCCGACAGUGACGGGGAGAAAGAAGAUACCAAGGAAUCAGAGGCAGCAAAGAAACGCAGGCUUCAGAGGCAGGCUGAAGAACGUGAGGCAAAAUUCGACGAAGAAACGCUGGAAAUGGAAGGGCAGUACUGCGCAUUGAAAGCAGCACUCUUGGCUCUACGUCCGAAGAAGAAUGAGUCGCUGAGUUCUUCUGGAUCAGGGGAAGGAACUGAAACCAUGUCACGCGUUAAGCUGCCUGACAUCAAGCUGCCAGGUUUCGACAGGAAGCUUCGUGAUUGGAUUCCGUUUCGAGACAUGUUCUUCAGCUUGAUUCACAACAACGAACGUCUCUCUGAUAUCGAUAAAUUUACGUAUCUACGAUCAGCAAUAAGUGGCGAAGCGCUUCAGGAGAUAAGUUCUAUCGAGUUGUCUUCUGAUAAUUACCAGGUAGCUUGCAACAUGCUUGAGAAAAGGUACGAAAACAAGAAGUUAAUUGUGAAGGCGUAUUUGGACGCACUCUUUGGUAUCGAGCCUCUGAAGAAGGAAAGCGGUGAAGCUCUGAACCGCCUUGUCAGUGAUUUUGAUCGCAACAUACAGAUGCUGGGCAAGAUGGGCGAGGACACAGAGAAGUGGUCGACAAUGCUGGCAUACAUGGUUUGCGCUCGCCUAGAUUCGGUUACCCUUCGUCAGUGGGAGAGUCAUCACAACUCUAAGGAUGUUCCGACGUACCAGAAGGUGAUGGACUUUCUGAGGGAUCAGGCAUUGGUUCUGCAAUCGAUAGCACCGACUAGGUCAGAAGACAUCGAAAGUCGUCGCUAUCGUACAACCGUUCACACCACAUCGAGAAUUCAGAACAACUGUGUGUUCUGUGGUAAUUCGUUCCAUCCAGCAUCUACGUGCAGCAAGUUCAGAGCGAUGUCAGUACCCCAGCGCUUUGAAGUGGUCAAGAUGAAGCGGCUCUGCAUCAAUUGUUUGGGUUCUGGUCACUUUGCGGAUCGUUGUAGCAAAGGACCAUGUCGUGAGUGCAACAGAAAGCACCAUUCGAUGCUGCACAAAAGUUUUAACAGUUUUUCGAGUCAGAGCUCCGUUUCACAAAACCAGUCGACAGUCAACAGUCAAUCGUUUCAUAAUGAAAAUCUUCCAGGACCUUCUGGGCAAGGUCAUGAACACAAUUCGAUUAGACAGAAUCAACAAAGUCAACCCUCGCACACAAAUCUUCAAGCACAAGAGAAUUCCACUAAUUCCUACCCCAUAAUACAAACACGUAUUCGCCACACUCAACCACAACACACCACAGACAAUUCUUUUACGUUUAAUGCGGCACCAAGGCCGGAUUGCGCUAAAUAUCGUUCACCUAGAGUUUUAAUGUCAACCGCUGUAGUGCGGGUUGAAGAUCGGUUUGGGUGUAAGAUUCCUCAUGAUUUGGUAUUGGCGGACCCUGAGUUUUGGAGCCCGGGUCCGAUAGAUAUGAUUAUUGGGGCAGAGUACUUCUGCGAUUUGUUGCGAUCAGGCAAAUGUAAGGUUUCGAACGAUGGUCCAACUCUGCAAGAAACCGAGUUUGGAUGGGUUGUUUCCGGGAGAGUUCCGGAUAGUUCCGUUGAAUCUGUUGCAUAG
This is a messenger RNA of Uranotaenia lowii, 1644 nucleotides long. RefSeq lists its product as uncharacterized. The record is from RefSeq and is a predicted model, not a curated record. The transcript has 2 exons. NCBI's taxonomy places the organism in Eukaryota, Metazoa, Arthropoda, Insecta, Diptera, Culicidae. Bases 1 to 1644 code for a protein of 547 amino acids.